Periophthalmus magnuspinnatus is the source of this 2539-nucleotide messenger RNA. It is a transcript of the gene mbd3a, whose product is annotated as methyl-CpG binding domain protein 3a. The coding region runs from base 130 to 867 and encodes 245 amino acids. The transcript is spliced from 6 exons. Lineage: Eukaryota; Metazoa; Chordata; Actinopteri; Gobiiformes; Gobiidae. The record is from RefSeq and is a predicted model, not a curated record.
GCGUAGUAGGUAUGCGGAGUGAUUGGGGAUGUCACGGGGGGCCAUUGUCGACGGAAAACCCAACUUUUAAAAAGCUUUCAAAGUAUUUACUUUUGAAGCCAACGAAAACAUUUCUUCAGACACGAGACCAUGGACAGAAAGUGCAUUCCUGUGAAACAUUUUCUGAACAAGCCCCAGAUCAUCCAUGGUUUUGGAAAUGCCUCACAGAUAGAUGCUGACAGCAGCAGCCAUGUGGGGGCUGGACGACUCCUUCAGACCAAAGCACAGCACUACAAGCAGAGAAAUGCCUAUAACCCCACACAAAUAAAGACCAGACUUGACCUAAACACAACACUACCAGUGAGGCAAACAGCCUCAAUCUUCAAACAACCGGUAACUAAGGUGACGAAGCACCCCAAAAAUACUGUGAAGACAGACCUGCGAAAGGCCAAAGAUCCACCCAAACAGUUGUUCUGGGAGAGGAAGCUAAGUGGUUUAAGUGCGUUUAAUAUUGCAGAGGAAUUAAUCAAAACUAUUGACCUUCCCAAAGGCUUACAGGGUGUAGGGCUUGCCUGUUCAGAUGAAACUCUGCUGUCUGCCAUCGCUAGUGCCCUUCACACAAGCGGCUCACCCAUCACUGGACAGCUGACAACAGCAGUGGAUAAAAAUCCUGGAGUCUGGCUUAAUACUGCCCAGCCACUUUGCAAAGCUUUUGUUGUGACAGAUGAGGACAUAAGGAAACAAGAGAAACAAGUGCAAAGUGUUCGAAGGCGACUGGAGGAAGCACUGAUGGCUGACUCUUUAGCUCAUUUAAAUGACCUCACUUCAGAUGAAACAGCUGGGGGCCAGGAUGAGACCGUGAUGCAGAUGGACCCAAAGAUAUCGUAGCUGGAAUCAAGAAACCUUCAUUCAUAUUUCUGAAGCUACAUUCCUCAUGACAAAUACCUCGACAGUCUUGCGUUUUCUAUCUAAAUGUCAAAAGUGCUUUCUGUUGAGAUGUUGUUUCUCAUUUUGGUUUUACAUUUACUUUUAGACGGUUAAAGGUGCUGUUAUAUUAUAAACUGAGUGUGUUAUCAUGGUUAGUUCUUUUCUCCUGUAUGUGUUCAAUACAUUUUUCUUUACAAAUAAUGGCAGAAAAUAUUUAUCCUUUGUAUGGUGUGACUAUUCCACCAACUAAACACAGCUUUUGCUAAUGCAUUUAGGAUAUUAUGCCAGGAGUUCCUUUCCAUCCUGCUAUGUGAUUGCUGCGUGUUUCUGAAAUUUAGGUUUUUCUAGGUUUGUAGAUUUAUAUAUUGGUGCUAAUCUACCUGCCUGGGAUCUAUAAUACACACUUCUUCAAUCUGUUUAAAACAUACAGAGAUCUCAUUCUGGAUUUGCCAGGCAAAAUAUCUACAUUUAAUAGUUAUGGUGAUAACUGUAGUAACCACCUAGGUAUAAAAAUAUAGCCUCAAGAUUGUGGCAUCACACCUUGAAUUUUCAGUUUGCCUCAUGUUAGUUAAACCAAUGAAGACUUUAUGCUAAAAAUGUGUUCAUUCAAACGUAUUCUAACACUAUAGUACAAUACAUGAAUUUACCAGUAGUGAUCCAGCAGCUUAUCAAGCUUUGUUCACUUUUUACAUUGUUUUUGCUAAUGUAUCUCUAUGGACAUUUGGCCAAAAACAUUUUUUUAUGUUCAGUCCCAUGCUCUAUUCAUAUGCAUUGCAAAUUUCAUUCACUUGACAUCACAAUAUUGUAGAAUGCCCAUAGGUUAAAAUUGAAAUGGAGGGCAGGUUAGAAUUCUAUGGUAGAAUUGGCUGUUUAAGUGGAUAUUUAAGGGUUAAAAGAGGGGUUUGGUUUUCUUUAUAUAAAUCAGCAAAUAACCUUUUAUUCUCCAGGUCUUAAGAAAAGCUAUAUAUGGCUGUACUAAGUGUGAAGUUUUUGCCUCUGCUGUCAGAGGCAAAUCAGUGUAAGCUCAAUUUUAUUUGGUAAAUAUAAAGAGUAAAGCUGCUGCUGUUGGCAGAUACAGACUUUGAGACUAGAUUUUGAGCAUUUGCAGUCCCUUGUGAUAAUUCACAUUUCAAAGAUGAAAACAUUGCCUCUAAAAAAUUGAUUUCUAGAUUUGUAAGUUAUGUUUUUAAAUUGUGUUUUUGGUCUAAACUGAUUUUGAUGUGGAAAGGCAAGUCUGGCCAUCCCUGCUCAGACUGCUGCUCCAUGAUGUUUGAUAUGACAAUGAGCCAGAUCCUUUUUAACGGUUUGUGGAGCCUAACAAAAGUAAUACGGUUAAACAUGGGUAGAUCACAAGAUUGGAUAGCUUAUUUCUUUCUGUAAAAGUGAAUCUCCCAUAGAGUUAUCCCUCCAUCUGAAGUUAUAUCAUCAAAUUCUAGAUUAAUGUGUAUUUGGUUUAUCAGCCAUUGCAGUCAGGUGGUCUCUGGAUGUUUACAAAAUGUACCAGAUGUCCUAGAAACAGGUCACGCCUAUACCUGGCUAUAUUUGAGUCUUUUCAUUUGAGCAGUUUUAUUUUCCAUGUAAGAAACGUGUUUUUUCUGUGCCACUUUUUACAAUAAAUUUUGAUUGUAUAUUG